CAGAUGUGCUGGGUUUAUCAGUGCCUGUCUUAUUGAUGCUGGUGGCUCUGGCUGAGUGUCCGCUGCCUGUGGGCAUGUUUGAAACUGAAAUUUCCCACGUGUGUCUUUGGAAUCCACCAGACUGUGAUAUUAGAACCCCGCUGCAGCCCACAGAGGCCAUGGAGAAGAGGUUGGAAGCCAAGUUCAGCAUUAGUGCCCGAUUUCUGUCACGGUACUGCCCGGGAACACCUGGGAGGGAGCUGAGGAGUCUGCGGCUGUUCUACCUGUGCACUUGCCUGUGUGCCUUGUGCUCCUCAGCAGAUGCAGACUGGAACAGAUCUAAGUGCGAGCCGGGGAGGAUCCUGUUUGGAGGCCGUUUGAGAUGGUGGGAAGAUCAGCAUUUGCAGCUUCUGGAAGGAUUUCACACCGUGCGCUCCUGUCAGAGCGCCUGCUGCCAGAGCCCCACCUGUGAUGCAUUUUGGCUCUUGGAAAAUAUGUGCAUCCAGGUGAAGUGCACUACACCUGGCAUGUGUCAGGCAAACAGGACUGGCUUUCCAGGCUCAGUUUUGGUGUUUUUAAAGAAAUCACAAAGCACAGAGCACUUAGCGUUUCAAACGGAAGGUGAUGUGAAGGCCUGGUUGGACUGGGACAUCCCUCUCCAGGGGAAAAAAAGACUGCGGAGGUCAUUCCAGCAGCAGAGCUCGGCAGGUAACAGGGUAGAACUCCUGCAAAGGGAGACAGCAGCCAGCCCCAGCAGCCAGGCUGCAGCUGGAGCAUCGGAUAGAAAAUCCAGAAGCAGCCGAAGUGAAGCAGAGCGCUUGAAGGAUCGAGUGCUGAGGCGCUUGGUGGCCGACAGGCCAGUUCCUGAAGGCCACCCAAGUCCAAAGGAAGACUCGCUGACAAAUGGACAGGAUCCAAGAGAGCAGAAAACCAAAAGCCCGUUCCCUCCUGAAAGCAAUAAUGUGACUAGAUGGAGUGAUGCAGACGCUGUUGUCUCGCCACAGAUCCACACAGGAACAUCUGCACCUGCACCUUCAGUCUUGGCUACGUUCUCCAGCGCUUCGGCACAGGGCUUGGCCGCCACGGGGAAGACGGAGAAGCCUGGGCAGACGGAUGAUGCUUCACUCCAUCCUCACUCCUCAGAUGUGUUGCCCACAGGCAGCCCCGUGCCAGGGAAAAGCACAACGAAGACACCAACAGCUACUUCUGUGCCAAGUGGAGUUCCCACAAAUGACAGUGUUCCUACAGUCCAGACCAACACUGCUGAGUCCCCAGGUACCACUGCCACCACGCCAGUUAUGAAGGAGCUGGUGGUUUCUGCUGGAGACAGCGUGGAAGUGACCCUGCCAAAGAAUGAAGUUCAGCUGAAUGCGUUUGUGCUUCCUGAACCACCUCCUCGAACCACUUACUCCUAUGAGUGGGAAUUGAUUACUCAUCCAAAAGACUACAGUGGAGAAAUGGAAGGGAAGCACUCCCAGACCCUUAAGUUAUCUAAGCUUACUGUUGGUCUGUACGAAUUCAAAGUCGUCGUUGACGGGGAGAACGCACACGGAGAGGGUUACGUGAAUGUUACUGUGAAUCCAAAGCCUCGAGUGAACCAGCCCCCUGUUGCCAUCGUGUCCCCACAGUUCCAGGAGAUUUCACUGCCAACCAUCUCGACGGUUAUCGAUGGCAGCCAAAGCACUGAUGAUGAUAAAAUUGUCAGCUAUCACUGGGAAGAGCUGAAGGGCCCUUUGCGGGAGGAAAAGGUUUCCAGUGAUACUGCCAUAUUGACACUGACCAACCUGGUACCUGGGAAUUACACCUUCAGUCUGACAGUGGUGGACUCGGAUGGUGCCAGCAACUCCACCACUGCAAACCUGACUGUGAACAAAGCAGUGGAUUAUCCUCCCGUGGCAAACGCGGGCCCGAACCAGGUGAUCACCCUGCCCCAGAACUCCAUCACCCUCUACGGCAACCAGAGCACCGACGAUCACAGCAUCGUCAGCUACGAGUGGCUCCUCAGCCCCAACAGCAAAGGGAAGGUGAUGGAGAUGCAGGGGGUGAGGACACCGGUCCUACAGCUCUCUGCCAUGCAAGAAGGUGAUUACACGUACCAGCUGAUAGUGACAGACUCUGCUGGGCACCAGUCCACCGCCGAGGUCACCGUGAUAGUCCAGCCGGAGAACAAUAAACCCCCAAAAGCAGAUGCUGGGCCAGAUAAAGAAUUAACUCUUCCUGUGGACAGCACCACUCUAGAUGGCAGCAAGAGCUCAGAUGACCAGAAGAUAGUCUCCUUCCUCUGGGAGAAAACACGGGGCCCAGAUGGUGUCAAGCUGGAGAAUGCCAACAGCAGCAUUGCCACUGUAACAGGCCUUCAGGUUGGGACAUAUGAGUUCACUCUGACAGUUAAAGAUGAGAGGAACUUGCAGAGCCAGAGCUCCGUCAACGUCAUCGUCAAAGAAGAGAUAAACAAGCCACCAAUUGCAAAGAUUGCUGGUAACGUUGUCAUCACCUUGCCCACAAACACAGCCGAGCUGGAUGGAUCCAAGUCCUCUGAUGAUAAGGGAAUUGUCAGCUACUUGUGGACCCGGGAUGAGGGGAGCCCUGCAGCUGGGGAAGUCUUAAAUAAUUCAGAUCAUCAUCCUGUCCUUCUCCUGUCCAACCUGGUAGAAGGGACCUACACGUUCCACCUCAGAGUAACAGAUGCCAAAGGAGAGAGCGAUGUGGAAAGGAGCACGGUGGAAGUCAAGCCUGAUCCUAGGAAAAAUAACCUUGUGGAGAUGAUUCUGGACGUUAACGUCAGCCAGCUGACCGAGAGGCAGAAGGGGAUGUUCAUCCGACAAAUAGGUGUCCUGCUGGGGGUCCUCGACUCGGACAUCACCGUGCAGAAGAUCCAGCCCUACACUGAACAAAGCACGAAGAUGGUGUUUUUUGUACAGAACCAGCCUCCCCAUCAGAUAUUCAAAGGACGAGAGGUAGCCUGGACGCUAAAAAAUGAGCUACGGAAACAGCAGUCGGAUUUCCUCAUCUUCCGGGCCCUAGAAAUCAACACAGUCACGUGUCAGCUGAACUGCUCGGAGCACGGGCGCUGUGACUCCUUCACCAAGCGCUGCGUCUGUGACCCCUUCUGGAUGGAGAACUUCAUCAGGGUGCAGAUGGGGGACGGCGAAAGCAACUGUGAGUGGAGUGUGCUGUACGUCAUCAUUGCGUCUUUCGUCAUCGUGGUUGCCUUUGGGAUCUUCUCCUGGAUGGUGAUCUGCUGUUGCAAGAGACGAAAAGGAAAAUCCAAAAGAAAAAGCAAAUACAAGAUUUUGGAUGCAACAGAUCAAGAAAGCCUGGAGUUGAAGCCAAAUUCAAAAGCGGGUGGCAGACAGAAAGCCCAGGUCCUCAACACUAGCCUGAUGCACUCCGAGUCUGAGCUGGACAGCGAUGAAGCCAUCUUCACCUGGCCUGACCGGGAGAAAGGGAAGCUGCUCCGUAGCCAGAACGGCUCCUUGCGCAACGGACAAGUGAUGCUCAAAGCCAAGACCCAGAGGGAGGAAAUCCUAUAGCUCCCCUCGGGAGGCCUUUGGCUGGAGCUCAGUGGGAAAGGCCGUCCCCGUCCCCAUCCUACAAGGGCCUUGGGAGGCCAGUUUGAUUGGGAGCAACGCUGCUAACUCGUUUCACAGAAAAUAACUUUGUUGGGUUUCUUUUCGUUCAGUUAAAACUGGUUGUACUUGAAUUUGAACUUGAAGGGAAAUCAAAGGGAGGAGGAGGCGACUGUGAACCCCAGGCAGAGCGUCAAGGAAGGGCAGAGCUGGCAUCUGGAGAGCAGCAGGACAGGACAGAACCACUUGGAGCAGCUGUGAACGUGCAGGACCCUCCUCACCCACCUCAGGCUGCAGGGAGGAAUCGCCCACAGACUCCCAGCUCACCUGCCUUGGGAGCUCCUUGGAGGAGGAAGGUCAAGGCCGUGCUUUGAGCCAUGCUCUGAGCUCCCUUCAGGCUCCAGUAGCCACCACGGGCUACUUGUGCUGUCAAACAGUUUUCCUCUCUUUCCCUCCCACCUUCCCUAAUGGUUUAAGCACUAUUUUAAUUUAGAGUUGUCCUUCCUUUCACAUACACUGGGAGUGUAGAGGAGGGGGAAUCUCAACACUGUGGUCACCCUCCGUCAGCUUGCGGGUAGGAGAGGGUUUAGUAGCUGUUCUAAACUACUGUCAGGCUUUUCUGGCUGGGAGUGUUGGUGAGAUGGUGCCUGUUUGGCUGUGGAAAGCUGCCCUGUCUGUGGUGAUGGGCUCUCCCCCUGGGUACCAGGGCUGGGAGGGGGCUCCCACCUUCACUCCCUGAUGACUGGCUUAACUCCAAAGCUGUGAGAUGUUCAGUGGCCCCAGCACCUUCUGUUGGUUGCCAAGCCGUCCAUGAGCCUGGACAUUAACCAUAUCUCAGUUAUGAAACACCAUAUACUAUGGGGUUUGGGUUUGGUUUGGGUUUGGUUUUUUGUUGGUUUUUUUUUUUUUCCUUAAAAUUUGCACAAGCCAGGCAAAGAGGGGUUGACACCUCUGGUUCCCAGCAGCAGGCUGCUCCCUCUGGCUGGAGCUUGGUGUCCUUCACUCGUGGAAAAGGGAACUCUUGGGACCUGAGGGCAUCAUGUGGUGAGUGCCAGCAGGCAGUGGUGAGUGCCAGCAGCCCGUGGCCGUGUGGCUCUGGGUGACAGGCGUGUGGUGGCCCCUUAUACCCAUCCUUUGUCUCACUGUGCUGCUUUCAUGAGUUGCACCCCUGUCCUCGGGCAGACACCGGCCUCUUGCUGGCAUGAAGGAUGCUGCUGCUCCUCUGUGGAUGGGUGGGCAGUUUAUUGCCUUUCUUUGUGUUUAAUUUAAAAACUGGAAACUCGUUUCAUUGGCUCUUUCUUCUUUUUUUUUUUUUUUUUUUUUUGUUUUUUGACUU
This is a messenger RNA of Calidris pugnax (ruff), 4884 nucleotides long. RefSeq names its product KIAA0319-like ortholog. The record is from RefSeq and is a predicted model, not a curated record. NCBI's taxonomy places the organism in Eukaryota, Metazoa, Chordata, Aves, Charadriiformes, Scolopacidae. Gene Ontology annotation, molecular function: protein binding. The transcript is spliced from 21 exons. Gene Ontology annotation, cellular component: cytoplasmic vesicle; plasma membrane. Bases 36 to 3512 code for a protein of 1158 amino acids.